AUGAAUGGGCAGAGUGGAGAGGACUCCUUGCUGAACAAAAUGAAGAAGGCCAAAUCCUUUCUAGACAAUGUGCAAAAGGAGAAAAAGGUCAUGCGCGCGCAGGAAAUAGAGCUGGCGCCGCCAGAGCCCAAAAGGGAGGCGCCGCCAAAGAUGCCUCCUGCACAGUCUUUCCUGUUUUCUGCUGCAGGUGUUCUGUACCGGAAGCAAGAAAGCGCGUGGGUAGAGAUAUCCCCUGGGCAGGUCCAGGGAAAGCCGCUGGACGGCCGGGAAAUCCAGAUUCUUUUUGUGCUGGACAACACUCGCAUAAUCCUCAAUCUGCGCAUCAUAGACCCUUCGCACAUAAAAAUAUCGCACAACACAAUGGUAUUCACAGGGCUGGAAGAGAAAAACAAAAUAUACACCGGGUGCAUCAAGCUGAAAACAGAGGCAGAAGCAGCUGAAAUAGAGAAGAAGCUGGCCCAAAAAGUGUCGCCACCCGGGAUCGAACCGGGGACCUCAUCCGUGUAA
Nematocida major is the source of this 507-nucleotide messenger RNA. RefSeq lists its product as uncharacterized. The transcript has a single exon. The record is from RefSeq and is a predicted model, not a curated record. The coding region runs from base 1 to 507 and encodes 168 amino acids. NCBI's taxonomy places the organism in Eukaryota, Fungi, Microsporidia.